This is a messenger RNA of Aureococcus anophagefferens, 356 nucleotides long. RefSeq lists its product as hypothetical. NCBI's taxonomy places the organism in Eukaryota, Pelagophyceae, Pelagomonadales, Pelagomonadaceae. The transcript has a single exon. The record is from RefSeq and is a predicted model, not a curated record. The annotation marks the transcript as partial.
AUGCUCCGCCUCGCCGCCCUCCUCGCGUCGCUUCACGUGGCCUCCUCGGACGACCACUCCUGCGCCGCGGGCCUGACCAUGGAUGUCUAUGCCAACGGCGCGUCGACGAACCCCGUGCGCGUCGAGCUCGACGGCGGCCACUGCGGUACCAUGGCGGCCUUCGAGGCCGCGGUGUCGCGCGCCGCCUGCGGGGACCCGGCGGCGUGCCACGUGCGCGACGGCGCCGGCCGGCGCGUGCGCAAGUGCAGCCAGCUGAGCCGGUCGAGCGCCGACUUCGGCGUGCAGCCGCCCGGCGUCGCGCGCGCGUACGGCGUCCGGCGCGACAUGCGCUUCGUCUUCGCGACGGAGCACGUCGG